AUGCCCGAGACUGUGAUCGACGAGAAAGACUUGCUCCUCGAGCGCUACGAUAAUGUCUUCGUUCUUACUAUGCGGAAGGCGCCCGAAAAUCGAAUCAACAGUGCAUAUGCACAGAAGCUGAUUUCUGCAUACAACGCGGUGCGAAAGCUAUUAGGCGAGGAUGCUGAGGGCGCAGUUAUCACGAAAGGCAACGAUGCGAAGUUCUGGUGCACAGGUCUGGAACUUGAUGAAGCUGAUGGCAAUCCAUACGCCAACUCUGAGGGAUUCUACCCACUACUUGCCACCAUUGUCGACUUUCCAUUUCCGACCAUAGCUCUUAUCACAGGACACACUUUCGGUGGUGCAGGACCUUUUGCAUUGAGCCAUGACUAUCGUGUCAUGAACAGCAAGCGAGGCUUCAUUUCUAUGCCUCCGGUGAACUUGGGCUUGCAUUUCCCCGGCAUUGGAGCUCUUCCCAGACUAAAGCUUAGACCUCAGGUAGCACGCAAGAUGCUGCUCGAAGCUCAUAAAUGGACAGGAGAGCAAGCGCUGGAGGAUGGCAUUGUCGACGAGAUUGCAGAGCCAGAAAAGAUGCUCGAUGUAGCUCUGGCCCUCGCCAGGCGCUUAGCGCCAAAGGCGAAGAUGGGGGUAUUCAGUCUGCUGCGAAAUGAGCUGUACGGUGAUGCGGCGAAGGCCUUCAGGGACAUAUCGUACAUUCACGGCACAAGGGUGGGCAGUCCGGCAAAAGCGAAGAUAUGAUCAAUUCGAUAUAGCGCUGCAAGCGGUCAUAGCGGCCCAACAAGGCGGAAGCUUGGCAAUCACGC
This is a messenger RNA of Cercospora beticola, 803 nucleotides long. RefSeq names its product enoyl-CoA hydratase/isomerase family protein. The record is from RefSeq and is a predicted model, not a curated record. Gene Ontology annotation, cellular component: peroxisome. Gene Ontology annotation, biological process: fatty acid beta-oxidation. Gene Ontology annotation, molecular function: delta(3)-delta(2)-enoyl-CoA isomerase activity. Lineage: Eukaryota; Fungi; Ascomycota; Dothideomycetes; Mycosphaerellales; Mycosphaerellaceae.